UUUUUUUUUAUUCUAUUAACAAAGGUUUUAUGGAUACAAGUCAUUUUUCUCAACCACUUAUUCGUGGAUUGACAGAUAAAAUAUAUGAUCGACGAAAAGCAGCUGCUUUAGAAAUAGAAAAACUUGUACGAGAAAACGAAAACGCACCAGAGAAAAUUACAGAAAUCAUUGAUGCUCUUGUACAAGAUUUUGUUUAUUCUAAUAACUCGAAUGCACGAUAUGGCGGUCUCAUUGGUUUGGCAGCUACAGCUAUUGCUUUAGGACCUUCAGUAGCAGGUUAUUUGGAUAUUAUUGUACCUCCUAUUUUAUCGUGUUUCAGCAAUCAAGACCAAAAGGUUCGUUAUUAUGCUUGUGAAAGUAUGUAUAAUAUUGCCAAGGUUGCCAAAGGUGAAGUUCUUCGAUUCUUUAAUAGUGUAUUUGAUGCUCUUUGCAAGUUAUCAGCCGAUUCUGAAGUUACAGUGAAAAGUGGUGCAGAACUUUUGGAUCGUUUAAUCAAAGAUGUUGUAUCUGAAUUAUCAACAACUUAUGUAUCGCCUUAUCAACAACCAUUGAAUCCUCUUGAAGAAACUGAACAACAAGAACUUAUAACGCCUGCUUCUUUACCUCGUAAUACUGCAUUCUCUUUACCUCGAUUCAUCCCUCUGCUUCGUCAACGCAUCUAUGUUCGAAAUUCCAAUGCCCGCCAAUAUCUUGUCUCCUGGAUUGCCGUUUUAGAUUCUAUUCCCGAUCUUGAACUUGUUUCCUUCUUACCUGAAUUCUUGGAUGGCUUGAUUCAAUGUCUUAGUGAUCCUAGUGAUGAUGUCCGUACUGCCGCUACAAGUCAAUUGGCUGAUUUUUUACAAGAAAUUCGACAAGCUGCUGCUGCUGCUGAAGAAAUCAAAACUAUCAAAGAAUCUACAACAACAAUGGUAUUACCACCUUCUCAAUCUUCUGCUUCUGAAUCAACAACAACUGAAGAUCAAAAAGAGAGUGAUCAACAAAUCAAUCAAGAAGAUAUAACAGCUCUUGAGGAAACUGAAACAGCAACGACUCCAACUGCAGAAACAAUCACUUCAGUGGAAAAUGAUGGACAAGGAAAAGGUACUUAUAUUCCUGGUCAAGGUAUUGUCGUACAGUAUGCUCGCAUUGUGGAAAUCCUGGUACCUCAUCUCUCAUCCACUGAAGAAGAAAUUCAACGUACAGCAUUGGAAUGGAUUAAUGAGUUCAUCAUGAUCGCAAAAGAUGUCAUCAUUCAAUUUACUCCGGAAAUUAUCAAGGCUGUCCUUCCCUCUUUGGCCCAUCAUGUUCCUAUUAUUCAUGAAUUUGCUGUUGCUACCAAUCAAAGUCUCCAAAAGUUAGUUUUACAAGCACCUGUAAGCACCACCACCACAACAACAACAACCUUUACAUCCACAAUGGCUGAUACUUUGGAACCUGCUCCUCCUCCUUUACUCACACAGCCACCUCCAACUUCCACUGAGCUUCUUUCUACUUCACCAUUACAACAACCACAAUUACGUCGUUCUACGAAUAAAUCUACACCUUCAUCACCCAUCAUCUUUGAUCAUCAAAUCGAUGAUGCCAGUCUUCCUGAUCCUUUUGAUUAUCAAACAACUUUGGCCAAUUUACGAUUACAAUUUUUGAAUGAACAUGAAGAAACAAGGGUAGCAAGUUUAGAAUGGCUUUUGAUGCUUCAUAAAAAAGCACCCCACAAGAUUUUGGUCUCAGACGAUGGUACUUUUCCAGCAUUACUCAAGACUCUUUCGGAUUCAUCUGAAGAAGUGGUGCGACGCGAUUUACAAUUAUUGGCUCAGAUUUCAAGUUAUUCUGAUCAUGAAUACUUUAGACAUUUUAUGACGAAUUUAUUACUAUUGUUUAGUACUGAUCGUCGUCUUUUAGAAACUCGAGGAAGCUUGAUUAUUCGACAACUCUGUUUAUCUUUGGAUCCUGAGCGCAUCUAUUGUACCAUUGCUGAUAUAUUAGAAAAGGAUGAGGAUUUGGAAUUUGCUAGUAUUAUGGUUCAAAAUCUGAAUAUCAUCUUGAUUACUGCUUCCGAGUUAUCAGAUCUUCGAAAACGUUUACGGAAUUUGGAUCACAAGGAUGGUCAGCGUUUGUUUAUCGCUUUAUACAAAUCUUGGUGUCAUAAUGCAGUGGCAACCUUCUCUCUAUGUCUUUUAGCUCAAGCUUAUGAACAUGCUGCGAAUAUGCUUCAAGUUUUUGCUGAGCUGGAUAUCACUGUCAAUAUGCUCAUUCAAAUUGAUAAACUGGUUCAACUUUUGGAAUCUCCUGUGUUUACAUAUCUUCGAUUACAACUACUGGAACCAGAAAGAUACCCUUAUCUGUUCAAAUGUUUGUAUGGCAUAUUGAUGUUACUUCCUCAAUCAUCGGCGUUUUCCACUCUACGUAAUCGACUUAGUAGUGUCUCGUCUCUCGGAUUCCUAAAUGUGAUGCCCAAAACACCUACUGGAACUGAAUCGACUUCUAAAAGAACACCUACGAAAACAGGGACAAAGGGUGAUGACAGUACUAUCAAAUUUCCAGACUUACUCCAACAUUUUAAAUUGGUACAAUCAAGACAUGAAAGGCAAAGGCGACAAUCUCUCCAAAAUUUAUCCAAGAUCAACACUGCUGUCAAGGGUCGUCGACCGAGACUGAAUUAUGGUAGUGGCAGUAUAGGAAGUAAUGGAUCAAGUGGACAAAACAGUAUGGGUCGUGAAGAUACCAUCAACAGUAUCAGCAGUGGUGGCAAUAAGGUAGGAAGAAGUAGUAGCGGUGGUCUGACUAGCGGUAGUCAUUUGACUGACCGAGCGGCAUCCACUGGUGCAACUGGCAACAAUCGAUCUUCUUCAGGGACCAACACUGUCCCUCGUAUCAUUGGUGGACGAAAGAAUAGAAAAUAGGAUUGGGAUGCCAUUUUAUCUGUAGUAUAGCUCUAAAAUUUUAUUUAAGUUGUUUCAAUAAAUUAUAUAUAUAUUUAUAUCAUCA
Molecule: messenger RNA, 2964 nt
Organism: Halteromyces radiatus
Lineage: Eukaryota; Fungi; Mucoromycota; Mucoromycetes; Mucorales; Cunninghamellaceae
Product: vacuolar protein 14 C-terminal Fig4p binding-domain-containing protein
Exons: 11
Coding region: 30-2879 (949 amino acids)
Biological process (GO): positive regulation of kinase activity; phosphatidylinositol biosynthetic process
Cellular component (GO): endosome membrane; PAS complex; fungal-type vacuole membrane
Molecular function (GO): protein binding
Source: RefSeq, a predicted model, not a curated record